This is a messenger RNA of Aspergillus wentii DTO 134E9, 1713 nucleotides long. RefSeq lists its product as uncharacterized. Lineage: Eukaryota; Fungi; Ascomycota; Eurotiomycetes; Eurotiales; Aspergillaceae. The coding region runs from base 1 to 1713 and encodes 570 amino acids. The record is from RefSeq and is a predicted model, not a curated record. Gene Ontology annotation, molecular function: oxidoreductase activity, acting on paired donors, with incorporation or reduction of molecular oxygen; heme binding; monooxygenase activity. The transcript is spliced from 3 exons.
AUGGUCGCAUUCUAUCUUGUUUCUCUCCUGCUCCUAUGCGUAAUUUAUGCCUGGCAUCGACAGAAACAACGUCUUCCGCCCGGCCCAACCCCACUGCCACUGAUCGGCAACAUCCUCCAACUCCCGAACAAAGCACCAUGGGAAGCCAUGAAAGAAUUGGGUGCCAAAUAUGGCCCUAUAAUGACCGUCAAGUUUGGUUUCCGCACCGUCAUCAUACUGAACACCCGAGACGCCGCCCGCGAUCUGCUUGAAAAAAGGGCCAAUGUAUACAGCAGUCGACCAAGGAUGAUAUCCUUUUCGGAAUACCUAUUCAGAAACACCAUCCCCGUCGCAAUGCCGUACACCCCAGAAUGGCUGGCCUUGCAUCGUCUCCAGCUGCGGAUAUUGAAUCCCCGUGCAGCUCGGGCAUCAGCGCACAUCCAGGCUCUCUCUGUCAAAUGGUUCAUGUCCCAGUUACUCGAUGGGACUGCCAUUGCUGACAAGGUCGCUUGGCUGGCUGUGAAUGCGUCGUCCACUUUGGUGUUUGGUACACCCGUGGGCUCCGCUACGUUGAGCGAGGCCCAUGAGAUUGGGUUUAUUGUGGCCCAGAUCAUUGAUUCUAUUUGCAUCGAGAAUAUCCUCGUUGACCUGUUCCCCUUCCUCGACCGCAUCCCAGGCGUGAGACAGGCUGGCAUGAAACGAGGCGAUGCUGUCCUUGACACCGUAUCGCGGACUAUGGACGAUAAACUAUACAAGGCUGUCCAUAGUCCCUCGUGGAGCAUGGCGCGUGGAGUCUACCAGAACCAACCAGCCGAUAUGACCUGGGAGGGAUUCAGGAUAGGAGUGGUGGAGAUGCAUCUCGCGGCCAGUGCAGGCACGCCACUAACACUGAACGCCAUUAUCCUCAUGGCUGCCUUGCACCCCGACGAGGUGCGCAAAGUACGAGAUGAGAUUGACCGGAUUGUCGGCUCCGAUCGUCUCCCGUCACUGGAGGACUGGGACCAGCUGCCUCUCGUGCAUGCUUUCAUUGCCGAGUGUCUUCGAUUCAGAACAACCGUGCCCUUCUCUAUGCCUCAUGCCACCACCCACGACGACGAAUACAUGGGCUACCGAAUCCCAUCCGAUGCGCUGAUCCUCGCAAACCAGUGGGCUUACAACAAUGAUGAAGAUGCAUUUGACGAGCCGCAAAAGUUCAACCCCCAGCGCUGGAUCCACAACCCAGAUCUCCCCCGACCGUCCACCUUUGGUUUUGGAAAGAGAAUGUGCCCCGGUCGGCAUAGUGUGGAGAAGGUCAUGUUUCUCGUGGUGGCUUCGAUGAUGUGGGGGUAUGAUCUGACUGCCAAGGAGGGGGUAACGGAUGAACCGGUCAAGGGUAAGAGUUUGGUCUUUCAAGCAGACCUAUCCGGUGUGCGGUAUUCGUGUCGCAGUGCAAAGUAUAAAGAGGUGAUUGAACGCGAGUGGAACGAUGUCAAUCCAGAUGCCAUAGCCAAUUAUGAACAAUUAGUUACUUGCACCAUAGAAGCAGACGUAGAAAAAAAUAAAACUCGAUUCAAUAAGAGCGAAAAUACAAAGUUUAACAUCAACGGCCCGAACCUUGAAGGCAAUCCGGAAGUUGAUACUGCCCAAAGCAGGGAAUUUAAACAAAUUAGAGACCUUUUUAUAUUCCAAGUACUUAAAGGCUAUAAAUAUAUGAUGUUGCCGUCGUUGACGUAUCAGGAAGUGCUCUCUUCAUGA